Molecule: messenger RNA, 3240 nt
Organism: Mustela lutreola (European mink)
Lineage: Eukaryota; Metazoa; Chordata; Mammalia; Carnivora; Mustelidae
Gene: TTLL8
Product: tubulin tyrosine ligase like 8
Exons: 14
Coding region: 78-2339 (753 amino acids)
Biological process (GO): protein polyglycylation; cilium assembly; cilium movement
Cellular component (GO): cilium
Molecular function (GO): protein-glycine ligase activity, initiating
Source: RefSeq, a predicted model, not a curated record
GGGGCGCAGCGCGCGCCACGGGGCCGGUCGCGGGGGCGCGAGCGGGCGCGAGGAGGGGCGAGCUGCCGGAGGCCGGCAUGGAGCCCGCAGAGAGGAAGAGGCUCCCGUCCGCUUCCCUGGAAGGAGACCCGGGAGAAGAGAACAAAUUAAAACGAGGAAUUUCCCAAGACUCGACUUCUUCUCCCAAAUUAGACAGAUACAAAAUAGCAAGACAAUUAACAGAAAAGGCCAUCAAGGAAAAGAAGAUUUUCUCCAUCUACGGGCACUACCCGGUGAUACGGGCCACCCUUCGAAGAAAGGGCUGGGUGGAGAAGAAGUUCCACUUUUUGCCCAAGGUUAUCCCGAAUGUGGACGAUGACAAUGCAGAGGCGACGGAAUACAAACACACUGAAGGCAAAGAAAAUCAAGAAGCGGCUCUGGAGACGACAGACGACAUCCACGAUGUGAUGUCCAGGUUGGUAAAAAACGAAAUGCCGUACUUCCUCUGGACUAUCAAGAGGGACGUGGUCGACUAUCACAGCCUGAGCUGCGACCAGAUGCUGAACCACUACGGGAAGACGGCUUCCUUCACCACCAAGAUCGGGCUGUGUGUGAACAUGAGGAGCCUGCCGUGGUACGUCCAAGCCGACCCUGACUCCUUCUUCCCCCGCUGCUACGGCCUCUGCUCUGAGAGCGAGAAGCAGGAAUUCCUGGACGACUUCCGGCGCACGGUGGCCUCCAGCAUCCUCAAGUGGGUGGUCAGCCACCAGAGCCACAGCGGAGGCAAGCCCGGCGGCAGGGGGGAGGCCUGCGACCCCGGCCCCAGCAACCGGAAAGCUUCCCAGAGUGCGGACUCCCGGCUCACAGGCCUCUCGGGACAGCUCGUGGACACUGCGUGCAAGGUGUGCCAGGCCUACCUGGGGCAGCUGGAGCACCGGGACAUCGAUGUCCCCGAGGACGCCGGCAAGGGCCUCACGGAGGACGAGUGGAAGGACCUGACGGAGCAGUACUACUCCCUCAUUCACGGUGACGCCUUCAUCUCCAGCUCGAGAAACCACUUCUCGCAGUGCCAGGCUCUGCUGAACAAAAUCACGUCCGUGAACCCGCAGACGGAGAUCGACGGGCUUCGCAACAUCUGGAUCAUAAAGCCGGCGGCCAAGUCCCGGGGCCGAGACAUCGUGUGCAUGAACCGCGUGGAGGAGAUCCUGGAGCUGGUGGCGGCUGACCACCUCUCUGCCAAGGACAACAAGUGGGUGGUGCAGAAGUACAUUGAGACCCCGCUGCUCAUCUACGGCACCAAGUUCGACAUCAGGCAGUGGUUCCUGGUCACCGACUGGAACCCGCUGACCAUCUGGUUCUACAAGGAGAGCUACCUGCGCUUUUCUACACAGCGCUUCUCCCUGGAGAGCCUGGACAGCGCCAUCCACCUGUGCAACAACUCCAUCCAGAAGCACCUCAAGAAUGACAAGGGCCGCAGCCCCCUGCUGCCCUACCACAACAUGUGGACCAGCACCCGCUUCCGGGAGUACCUGCAGAAGCGAGGCCGCGGGGCCGUGUGGGUGGGCGUCAUCUACCCCGCCAUGAAGCGGGCCGUGGCCAACACCAUGCGCGUGGCCCAGGACCGCGUGGAGCCGCGCAAGAACAGCUUCGAGCUGUACGGGGCCGACUUCGUCCUGGGCCGCGACUUCCAGCCCUGGCUCAUCGAGAUCAACUCCAGCCCCACCAUGCACGCGUCCACGCCCGUCACGGCCCAGCUGUGCGCGCAGGUGCAGGAGGACACCAUCAAGGUGGUGCUGGACCGCAGGGCGGACCGCAGCUGCGACAUCGGCAACUUUGAGCUGCUGUGGAGACAGCCUGCCGUGGAGCUGCCUCCCUUCCACGGGUCCGACCUCUGCGUGGAGGGCGUCAGCGUGAGGAGAGCCCAGAAGCAGAUGCCGCCCAUCUCCAGCGUGAAUUUUCCGCCUUCCCUCUGGGACAUUCAGCCCCUGAAAGUGAGGUGCCCCUCGGCCAUGCCCAGCCCGCCUCUAGGAGCCCCCCCCACGGUGCCGCAGCAAGACCCGAGGCUGAGCGAGGCGCAGGCCGGGCCCCGCACCUUGCCCGCACCCCUCUGGAGGGCGGCCGCCAGGAGCCGCAAAGCGCAGUCCGCCACCACCCCGUCGGUCGGGAAGAUCGAGCCCCCCACUUGUAACUUCCAGCACAUAGACAGCAGGGCCCCGAAAACUGGUCCGACCAACGCUGAGUCCGACAGACCCUCGGAUCCGAAGAUACCAAACGAGCUGCCGCCUGCGCUUCCCAGCGUGAAGACGGCGGAUGGUGCCCUGCUCCAGCGGCCCAAACCGCCAGAUGGCACGUGCACAUGAUCUCGUGGGGUAGGGCUGUUGGACCUCGUCCACUGAGCCCGUGUAAGCGUGGCUAAUGGGGGUGCCCUCGGACUGCAUCCUCCCCAACGGCCAUCACUCCUGCUGUGGCCAGCGCUGGGUGUUGAGAGACCUCCUAGGGCUUGGGCCUGCCUCUGGAGACACUGCCACGAGGCUCCUUUGCCUUUCUCCGCUGACCAAUAAAAUGGCCUAUUUUCAGACGUGUGUAGGCCGUUGACUUUCCCUCUCCUAAACAGUGCCCGCUCAAACCUUUUGUCCAUUGCCCUCAGACUCACAGGUCUGUCGCUUUUGGAUUUGUGGGAGCCACGUCAACUCUGGAUUCUCCUUUUUCAGUUGACUCUUUUACAAAUACUGUCCCCCACUGUGUGAUGUGUCUUUUGCUCCUUUAUGGUAUCUUUGGAUGUAAAUCCCCCUUAAUUUUAAUAAACUUAAGCGGGUCAACUUUUCCCUCUAUGGUUGGAGACUUUUAUGCCUUACAGCCUUACCCCGAGGUCAUGAAAAUAAUCUCCAGCAGCUUCUUCUAGAGGCGCUGCUGCUCCUGCUUUUCAGUCUCUAAUGCUCCUGGAGCUAAUUUGCCUGUGGUGUGACAGGAGGUCCUCGCACAGUGUUACAGGGUACUCAACUGUGGAAACCCCUCCCCCACCCAUUGCACAUACGGUAUUUCUGGACUUCCCGGUCCACUCCGUUGGUCUGUUCCUUGCCCUUGGCCAAUGAUGUGAUGUCUUUGUUACUAUAGCUCUGUAGGAUAUCUUUAUGCUGGUUAGGCAAGUCCCACAAUCUUGCUUUUCUUUCUUGGAAACGACUCGGCUGUUCUGGACCCUUACACUUUCAUUCAAGUUGUAGAACCAGGUCGUCAAGACACAUCAAAAAAAUUAAAAUUAAA